AUGACUGCGGCUCUUAAUCGUAAGUUUGAUCUUUUGCAAAAAAGUGGGACGUGCCCUUCAUACCUUCUCGACGUACUCACGCUGCUUGUGGCGCACGCCAACGAAACCGAGUUGUUUAAACAGGAACUGCGAUCUGCACCGUUUGAAAACGCUGCUCCACCACUGCGCGCCGAUCGAGGGAUGGUUGCGGCAGCGGCGCCUCAACCAGAGAUGGGGACACAAACUGUGACGCAGCCAGAGGCUCCUGGUACUGAAAAGGAGGUUCUUCUUGCGGCAGAGAGGACUUUGCGUGCGUAUGCGUCGGAUUUAAGGAAGAUAAACGAUAUUGCCAUGGCGACAAGCUCCAAGAAGCUCCGGGAGAUGAAAAUGAGCAACUUCACGGAGAUGGCGGCCUUUAGAGACCGUGUGGUGAGCGAUGCGGUGGACCGGGCUCGUGAGGAGUUAGAAUUGCUGCGUAUGGGCUGGCUGGAGUCGAUGAAUACGGAGGUCGAGCGCGCCAAAAUGGAGGUGCAUAAAGUGGGUCUUUCUUCCCAAAAGGCACUGCACAAAAUGUUGGAGGGAUAUCGUGAUUACGUAUCGGAUGGGUUCCGGCUGCUAAAGACAGAGCCCUUAGAGGUCAUGCACCGUGCGAUGGCAGAGUGUGCAUUUUGCGUCGAGCGCCUAAAAAUUAUGGAGCAACAAGUUGUACCCCGAAUCGAAAUAGAUGCGCUCUGCGGGCGGCUUAAGAGCGUCGAACGCGUCAUUGCCCAGAUGUUGAAAAAAAGACAUUCUUCUGGGGUUGUGGACGAUGAAAUUUCUGUCGUGCCCACGGCAGGGCCGUCCGAGACUGGAGCAUCCACUGCGGCAGCGGGAGACGACAGGCCGUUGGGAUUGCGUCUGCGGGAUGGUGGCAAUGACGUGGAGGGUCUUAUCGUCACGGAAGUGGCGCCAAAUUCACUCGCAUCGAAGGCCAGAAUUAGCCCCGGCCAAAUCAUUUCUCACGUGGGAGACGCCCUUGUGACCCGACGAGAUGAUUUCACCACGGCAAUGCAAAAGACUGGCUCGGCAGCGAAACUGACGAUAUAUGAUCCGGAGACGGCAGUGGUGCGCAUUUUGACCCUAAAACCAUGA
Messenger RNA from Trypanosoma cruzi, 1110 nucleotides. RefSeq lists its product as uncharacterized. The transcript has a single exon. Gene Ontology annotation, molecular function: protein binding. The coding region runs from base 1 to 1110 and encodes 369 amino acids. The record is from RefSeq and is a predicted model, not a curated record. Lineage: Eukaryota; Euglenozoa; Kinetoplastea; Trypanosomatida; Trypanosomatidae.